This is a messenger RNA of Drosophila biarmipes, 1713 nucleotides long. RefSeq names its product pickpocket protein 28. The coding region runs from base 1 to 1713 and encodes 570 amino acids. Gene Ontology annotation, biological process: sodium ion transmembrane transport. The transcript is spliced from 5 exons. Gene Ontology annotation, molecular function: ligand-gated sodium channel activity. Gene Ontology annotation, cellular component: membrane. The record is from RefSeq and is a predicted model, not a curated record. Lineage: Eukaryota; Metazoa; Arthropoda; Insecta; Diptera; Drosophilidae.
AUGCGAGUGGUACAUUAUCGCCAGAAGGCUCUUCUUUGGAGCCAGCAAAAGCAGUUAAGGCCGCAGCCAAGGAAAAUCAGGAUAACGCUGGCCACUUGGCAGAGAAUCCUGUCCAGAAAUACGGAUGAGUUCUGUCGCAAUACCACCAUUCAUGGAUUGAAGUACAUUAAUAACAGCAAAUUGAGGAACAGUGAUAGGUUAUUUUUCGGCCUAGCCCUGCUGGCGGUGCUCUCCAUAGCCAUUUACCUGAUACAGGACGCCUUCGAUAAGUGGAACACCACUCCGGUUAUAGUGGGCAUCGAUCCGGAGCUGACUUCCAUUGCCAACGAGCCCUUUCCGGCGGUGACCAUCUGCAAUCUGAAUCAGGCUCUGGCCGAAAGGGUUAAGAGCCUGGCCAACGAUUCCAUGGAGUUUGCUAUGCUGCAGUUGCUCUGCCGGCGGAAGGUGGAUGUGGAAUCGGUCAAGGGAAAUACUUCCAACUGGGAGGAGUUUAUACUAAAUAUCUCACAACCCUGCAAAUCAAUGGUGAUUAACUGCCGUUUUGGCGCCGACGAUUUUGAAUGUGCUCGUUUAUUCCAUCCCAUUGUGACUGAUGAGGGUCUCUGCUGUGUUUUCAAUAUGCUGCAUCCCAGGUUUAUGUACCGGAAAAGCGUUCCCUAUUCGCACCGCAACAUAACCCUGCCCGCGGGUUUCCUGGCGGUCAACUGGCACGCGGAGUUGGGCUACCGCAAGCGAGGAUCCCAGCCGGACGGGGACACUCUCCUCUACCCUCGCCGAGCCCAAGGCACGGGCGAGUCUCUGGGCCUUUCGCUGACCCUGGAUGUGCAGGCGGAUGCAUACUACUGCUCCUCGUCCAGCAGCAUUGGCUUUAAGAUCGCGCUGCACAGUCCGAAUGAGUCGCCGAAUGUGCGCGAGACGGGAGUGCUCUUGGCUCCCGGAAUGGAGACCAAGCUGCGUAUAGAUCCGGCUAAGAUCCUCACCGAGAAGCACCUGCGCAACGUGGACCGCCAGAGCAGGCGGUGUUUGUUCCGCAAUGAGCUGAAACUCCGCUGGUUUGCCCACUACACUCAGCGAAACUGCGUGGCCGAGUGCCUGUCCGGGUGGCUCAUCCGGCACUGCGGCUGCGUGGCCUUCUACAUGCCGCGAUUGAACAAGAACGACACCACUUGCUCGCUGCGCAAGAGGGAGUGCGUGGAGCUGAUACGAUUCAAGACCAUUGUGGCGAUGGAGUCCUGCCUGGACGAGUGCCUGCCCUCGUGCUUCGACCUGUCCUUCAGUGCGAUUGCCUAUUCCACGAGGAUCUCGCACGAUGGCUUUAGGGAGGCUCCCUCCAAUGGCGGCUGGAACUUCUCCGACGCCUAUGUGGAGCGCAGCGUGGCGGUGGUGAAUAUGUACUUCAAGGAUCCCACAUUCAGGGCCAACAAGCAGACCGAGUUCAUUGGCUUCUCCGAUUUUUUGUCUUGCGUGGGUGGUCUCAUGGGUUUAUUCCUGGGCUUCAGCUUUCUCUCCAUCGCCGAGUGUGUGUACUUCGCCUUGAUCCGACCCUGCCGCACUUGCUCGGAGAUCCGGCAGCUCAACCAGCCCAGGGAACAGCAGGUUAACCCCAUGAAGUCUCCGCCCCCCGGCAACAUCAGAUACAUUUCACCGGCACAUUGGUUUCAGGCCGAGUUGGCCCAUCAGCAGCCCCACCGGCAGCACUUUAAUCCUGCUUAA